Molecule: messenger RNA, 1553 nt
Organism: Macroventuria anomochaeta
Lineage: Eukaryota; Fungi; Ascomycota; Dothideomycetes; Pleosporales; Didymellaceae
Product: HlyIII-domain-containing protein
Exons: 2
Coding region: 297-1271 (324 amino acids)
Cellular component (GO): membrane
Molecular function (GO): signaling receptor activity
Source: RefSeq, a predicted model, not a curated record
CUCGAAACCCAUUGUCACAAACCUACAUGUUUAGCGGGCCUGAUACCUCAGCGGCGGCACAGUUCGUAUGAGGGUCGAUAUGAAUGCAGCCAGGGCCUCGCGACAAAGACCGUAUGCAGCCUAGCUCACACUUGACAUCGAAUGUCUUUCGAGAAUAUCUAGGGUUGCAAGAUCAUCAACAACCCAACAUUUUCUAACAUAUGGUAAAGUAGAUUUAUAUACAUCUACGAACCUCGGGCCUUUGGUUUGGCAGCAUAUCAAAUACUUACUAACCUUCCUAACCGCCUCCAUCAGACAUGGAUGCAACCAAAGAAGUAGCAGCUAACGCUACAAACACCGCUGCAAAUACCACGAAAGACCUUGGAGACGCAGCCACACGUGUCGAGAGGAAGAUCGAAGAGAAACUCACAUACCUCUGGCACGAGAUCGCACCCUGGCAACAAGACAAUGCCUACAUAACCUCCGGCUACCGGCCGCAAUCAAACUCCUACGCCAAGUCCUGGAAAUCGUUGCUCUACAUCCACAAUGAAACCGUCAACAUCUACACGCACCUCCUCGGCGCUCUGGCCUUCUUUGUUACCUCCUAUUAUCUCUACGGUGAGCUCAGGCCGCGGUAUGAAACAGCCAGUAAGGAAGAUGUGUACGUGUUCAGCUGCUUCUUUGCGGGUGCGGUGGCGUGUUUGGGCAUGAGUGGGACGUAUCAUACGAUUCAGAAUCACUCGCAUGAAAUUGCUAUCUGGGGAAACAAACUCGACUACCUAGGUAUUGUGAUUCUGAUCUGGGGCUCGUUCAUUCCGGUAUUGUACUACGCUUUUCAGGAGGAGGUGGGGCUGAUGAGGACUUAUUGGACGAUGAUCACCACACUGGCAGCGGGCACGAGCGUUGCCUGCACACAUCCACAGUUCCGCACCCCGGCUCUCCGCCCCGUUCGGGCACUGAUGUUCGUACUUAUGGGCCUCUCCGCAGUGUUUCCCGUUCUGCACGGCAUCAACAUCUACGGUGUGGAAUAUCUACGCAAGAGCAUCGGACUUGACUGGGUCGUUCUGCAGGGCCUGUUGUAUAUAGCCGGCGCAGGCCUGUACGCAGCGAGAGUGCCGGAGAAGUGGGCGCCGGGCAGGUUUGAUAUUUGGGGCAGUAGUCAUCAGAUCUUUCACGUGUUGGUUGUGAUGGCUGCGGCGAGCCAUUUAGUGGGAUUGGUGAAGGCCUUUGACUAUGCGCAUAGUCAUAGGGCGGCAGUUGACGGGGCAAUGGCUUGGGUGCAUAGUCUAUGAUAUCAACGUCCGGCGGCGACAAGUUACUUGGGUCGUGAGAUGGGGCGUCGCUGGCUCGUGCCUCGUUCGACAAAGAAGAUACCAGGGGCUCUGGUCUUCGGACUCUUGCCCCGCUGUUCGAGGGCUCCCGAUUCGGUCUUCGUGAUGCGUGGCUGUUCUACGGUAGCUGCGGCUAGGGCUUUGGCGCAGGCGUAUUUAGAUCUGCAUUGGACCGCAGGCGUGCAUUUCUUUACGAGGCAGAGUCGACACGGAAGUUUCUAGGGAUUCUCCAACACAAGCGAC